This is a messenger RNA of Vicia villosa (hairy vetch), 1435 nucleotides long. Its product is annotated as succinate dehydrogenase [ubiquinone] flavoprotein subunit 2, mitochondrial-like. Bases 415 to 1188 code for a protein of 257 amino acids. NCBI's taxonomy places the organism in Eukaryota, Viridiplantae, Streptophyta, Magnoliopsida, Fabales, Fabaceae. Gene Ontology annotation, molecular function: flavin adenine dinucleotide binding; electron transfer activity; succinate dehydrogenase (quinone) activity. Gene Ontology annotation, biological process: mitochondrial electron transport, succinate to ubiquinone. The transcript has 8 exons. The record is from RefSeq and is a predicted model, not a curated record.
UCAACAAAUUUCACCGAAAACGGAAUCGAAGAAGAAAGCCGCAUCAGAAUUUUCAACGAAUUUCUGAGUUCUUCUCAUAGAGAAUCCAAACCCAGUUUCAUCGCAUUUCACCAAACCCUUUUCACCAUCGCAGUGACGGCAACGAAGCUGAAGAAUGUUCACCAUCGCUCAUUUCACAGGACGACAUCGCAUUGGUAAAACGAAGGUUCUCAAAGGAAGCCUCAAGAACAAAGGCAAUGACGUGAAAAGCUUGGACAAUUGCGAAUGUGUAUUUUAUGAAGAUAUUGAAGGCUCACAAGAUGUUCGGAAUCCAACCGUAUCUGCAUUAACUUUUGGCAAAUCGACCAAUUUAAGGUCUUCUAACCAGGACAUCACUUGUUGCCAUUCUUACUCGGGAAUCCCUUCAUUUGUGAAAUGCCUUCAAUUUCGGAUCUGUUCUCUAUAGUAACAGACCGCUCUCGUUAUACACAUCACAGAGAAAGAUGGCUUGCCGGCAGUUAUGGGCUUCAAGAGCUGCAUCAUACCUCAGGAUCUCUGUCUUUCACAGAAGCUUCUCUUAUGAAUGGUGGAAACUCGUCUUAUACUGUUGUAGAUCAUACUUACGAUGCAGUUGUGGUUGGUGUUGGUGGUGCUGGUUUGAGAGCUGCUAUUGGACUUUCGGAACAUGGAUUCAAUACUGCUUGUAUUACUAAGCUUUUCCCAACUCGUUCACAUACUGUUGCAGCUCAGGAUGCCAUCCAAUAUAUGUGUAGGGAAGCGCCAAAAGCAGUUAUUGAACUAGAGAAUUAUGAGUUGCCUUUUUCUCGAACAGAGGAGGGAAAAAUAUAUCAGCGUACAUUUGGUGGCCAAAGCUUAAACUUUGGAAAAGGUGGUCAAGCUUACCGUUGUGCAUGUGCUGCUGAUCGAACUGGACAUGCUUUAUUGCACACUCUCUAUGGCCAGGCUAUGAGACACAAUACACAGUUUUUUGUGGAAUAUUUUGCCUUGGAUCUUAUAAUGAAUAGUGAUGGUACUUUCCAAGGAGUGAUUGCCUUAAAUAUGGAGGAUGGGACACUACAUCGUUUCCAAGCUGCUUCAACAAUUUUGGCCACAGGGGGUUAUGGUAGGGCAUACUUCUCAGCAACCUCAGCACAUACAUGCACUGGAGAUGGCAAUGCCAUGGCUGCACGUGCUGGAGUUGCACACUGACACCACUAUAUGAAUAAUUUAUGAAUAUUAGUGAGUUUUAUUUUAUCGCCUAAUUCACAAUGAGCUUUUGUGAUAUAAUCUCAUUAUUCAUCGCUUUUGUUUUGAAGCCUUAAUGUUAGACUCUUGCUUGGUUUGGUCACUAUCUGUUCCGUUAUACACACACAAACAGAAGAGACACCAAGGUCAUAGAAUUGUUUCCAAAUUGUUUUUCAUGAGAUCUGAUUUCUCUCCUCUCUGUAUUUGAACA